Messenger RNA from Acanthosepion pharaonis, 1137 nucleotides. Lineage: Eukaryota; Metazoa; Mollusca; Cephalopoda; Sepiida; Sepiidae. The record is from the annotation of a GenBank genome assembly.
AUGACGAAUUACACUAUCUAUCUAUCUAUCUAUCUAUCUAUCUAUCUAUCUCAGUCUGUUUCUAUCUCGUUUCCUGAAACUUAUGACGCCUAUUCUUUUCGUUUCCUCACUUUACUUAUUUCUUGCCAUUCUUUCUUUCCUUACUUUCCUUUCUUUCUUUCUUUCUUUCUUUCUUUCUUUCUUUCUUUCUUUCUUUCUUUCUUUCUUUCUUUCUUUCUUUCUUUUCUCUAUAAUAAUCAUUCUGCCCAAAAAUCUUAUGUAUCACUUGAAUAUCUUUCUUUCUUUCUUUCUUUCUUUCUUUCUUUCUUUCUUUUCUCUAUAAUAAUCAUUCUGCCCAAAAGGUAUGUUAAUUUCUAUCUAUCUAUCUAUCUAUCUAUCUAUCUAUCUAUCUAUCUAUCUAUCUAUCUAUCUUUCAUUCUGUUCAUAUCUAUCUAUCUAUCUAUCUAUCUAUCUAUCUAUCUAUCUAUCUAUCUAUCUAUCUAUCCCAUUUUGCUCACAUCUAUCUAUCUAUCUAUCUAUCUAUCUAUCUAUCUAUCUAUCUAUCUAUCUCAUUGUGUUCAUAUCUAUCUAUCUAUCUAUCUAUCUAUCUAUCUAUCUAUCUAUCCCAUUUUGCCCAUUUUCUCAUCUAUCUAUCUAUCUAUCUAUCUAUCUAUCUAUCUAUCUAUCUAUCUCAUUCUGUUCAUAUCUAUCUAUCUAUCUAUCUAUCUAUCUAUCUAUCUAUCUAUCUAUCUAUUUGAGCCUGUUUACAUCUAUCUAUCUAUCUAUCUAUCUAUCUAUCUAUCUAUCUAUCUAUCUAUCUAUCUAUCUAUCUAUUACCACGAUGCUCUGUUUUAUUUAAUCCAUUAUUACGCUUCAAUUCUCCUUUCCCCUAUUAUUCCCUCUUUUCCUUCAAGCAAUCUCUUACUCAAUCUAACCCUUUAUCCCGCAUACUCCAAAUCUCUUUUACUCCGUAUUCUUAACUCCUUUUCUUACCACCCAUCCCCUUACGCCCACCCUUCGCCCUCUCUUCGCCGAUGCCUUAACUCAGUGUCCCCUGACCUCAAUCUCCACUACCCAUCGCUUUCUCUGAUCAGUUCCUCCCCUCCACUGAUUCUCCAUCCUUCUCUUUCUGUCCUAACCUACCCCGCCCUUUCAUAA